ACUGUCCGCUGGAACAUAGUCUAAAAGAGGGGAAGCCCCGCGAGUUUCCGCUGGUUCUCAUAUUGACAUGACUCUGAAUGAAGUUGUUGUUAUACACAGUACAGCGCAGCGAAAUUAUGAUUGCACAACCACCGCUUUUUUCGGAUAUAUUCGGACGAGUCGCGUCCCUAGCUAGCUAGCUAGCUAGUAGACCAAAAGCUUCUGUCUCUGUUAUGUUGGUUGUUCAGCUGAACUCCGUUGGCUUCACUCACCAAAUACAGAGACCGAAGUUCUAGCGCGAUCUGUACAGGGGACUCAAUGGCAAUAUGUUUAUGUACUUAAGAUCGGAUAAAACGGGGAAGUGAAUUUGCGCGACAGCCGAGAUUUGAAAGUACAACCUCCCUCUUCUUCAUCAUGGGUAAAACUGUUGCGAGGGUUGCUCCUUCUGCUGUCAGUAAAGCUGCAGCCAAGGAAUCCAAGACCAAAGCAGGCAAGGUCUCGAAGAAGAAGGUUCUACCUGCCGGCAAAGGAUCAACCAAGAAUGCCAAUACAGAUGCCAAAGCUAUUGCAAAAGGAAGCAAUAAGAAAGGAGAUAGCACUUCCCAGGAGGAGGCGAUUCGCAAGGAGCAGGGGUACACGGAAUCCCUACCCAAGAGGAACGCUAAAGGCGAAGUGGUCUUCCAGGAUUACCCUGAGAUGAGGCCGAACAUGACCCCCAAGGAAGUCCUCCAGGCCGGCAGCUUUGGGGGCACGUACUUCCGACCAAUAAAAUCAUCCGUCACUGGUGAGAAAUACUCUGGCGUAUGGAAAGAACUACCAAAGAAUUGGCUUGAAGGCUUAGAUAUCUCUAAGCAGGUCGCAUCCAGCCCUUACCGAGCAGAGAUCAACACGUACAAGGUCAAGUGCGGAGGAAGCCUUGAGAUGUGGGAAAGCUCUGGCUGGAUCGACAAGCAGGAUCCGUAUGGCUGGUUCAUGUGGUAUUGCAGGUUCUACUUGGGGCGGAGAACAGCUGACGAUGAGCGACAGGUAGGACGCUGGAAGAAAUGCGCAGGCGUCAAGGGAAGAUGGCGAAACAACCUUAUUGCGAAAUGUGCCAGAAGUGGUUGCGCUUACGAUAACUUUGCAGUCUCCCCAGUUGUGCGACAGACCCUGCAGCAUUGGGGAUACCGUCUAACCAAAGAAGACUUUGAAAAAUCAGCCAAGAGAUUCAAGUAGCGACCUCUUUGUGUCAUGCAUAUCAUCGAACUUGCCUCUCUCCGAUUGCGGAAGGGCGACUUCAAUGGAAGCACUUGUAUAUUUAUCAUGGGGCUAACAGUUGCCUUUUCCAGAGAUACCAGUCUUUGCCAGGUUUCAAGCAUUUCAGGCACAUAUUUGGAUUUAACACGUUCUGGCUCCUUUUCAGGCCUCAGGGCUCAAUUGAAAGGCAUCCCGUCUUUUGCAACCAUUGCUCAAAAUUGUCAUUUUCAUGAGAUUUGCAUAUUUGGAAAAGAUUCUACAGAACUAAUAUGUAUCCCAUGAACUCUGUGCACCACAGCUUGCCUCAUACAGUGAUGUACCAUGUUGGCAAUAAAGCACAAAUCCAAUCUUCUUGUGUAGGGUAAACAAUUAAUUGCAAAUAUGGUUUUUACCUGCUUUGUCUAGGUUCAUCAUCAUUCCACAUGUGGUAAUCCUAGUUGGUCUAGUCCAUCUGCAAACCAUUUGGUCUAAUUGCUAUGUAGCCCAUUUUAUCAUUUUGUCUAAUUUCCAGUUAGGCUGUACCCAUCUCGUCUAAUUUCCAUUUGGUCUAUCAUCUCUCAAGUAGAACUGUAUUGUUUAUGAACCAGAUUAUUUUCAUCUGACAUAGUAAAAAUGAUAAUUUGAUGAAGUGGAAAUUAGACCAACUGUGCAUAAGACUAAAUGAGAACUGGAGUAAACCAAGUGCGUAUUAAAAGACAAAGUGUAGAGCAGACCAAACAGCAAUUAGACCAAAUUGAUAGUAGACCAAAUGGGUUUUAGCCCAUGUAGUAUAAGACUUUAUGAAAAGUAGACCAACUGCUUGUAGUCCAAGUGACUAUAACUGAUCUAUUGGUGUGUCUUUGAGGGGCUUAAGUACAGUGUAUAUACAUGUAUCUCUGUAAAUUAUUCAAUGUCUGGCCACCUGUGCUGCUAAAUUAGAAAGCCCUUUUCUUUUUUUGUGGGGGGGGGGGUGAGUGGGAGUGAAUUUCCUAUAUAUCUCUAAUUUGGACAAAUUAUUAACAUCAUAUUCAUAUGCUUGUUAAUACAAGAUCUUUUAUAUAUCAGAUUUUAUUUUAAAGUGGUUGAAAUCAACAAGAUUUGAACCAAGAACAGGCCACCAGUCGCGCGUAACUUAGGAGCAUCUUUAUGCAUUGACCUUUAUUCAGAUUCUAAACCCAGCUACAGUGCUACACAUACUCUGUUGAUGAAUUCUUUGGGAGGUUAGCUAUGAGAUCAACAUCAUUCAAAAUCAAUUAAGAUUUUCCUCAGACAAGAAUGCUUUUUCAUGUCAUGAUUUUGAUUUCAAAAAUCUGUUUAACAAUCCAGAAUAUUUUAGCUGUCCUAUAGGAUGUAGAUGAACACUUCACAACACAGGUACACUUAAAAAAAUUAAUUUACAGAUUUUACACUGAAGUAUGGUUUUGUUUUAUAUUAUUUUGUCAUGAUUUCCAAGAUUGUCACUGUACUUUUCACAAUACAAUUUUGAGGGGCAUGAAAAUUGCAUUUUCUAUGAAAUUUUGUGAAUUUGUAUGUUUUCUGUAAAAUGGGGACUCUAUGCUAUACCAUGUAGUAUCAUGAUUCUAAGACUUGAUAUUCUGGGGCCUGUGUUAUUAGAUUUGUACCGAUAAUAGAUUUGCAAUAAAAGUUUAAAGGGGAAGGUCACCCUGACAAAAAAUUUAUUGUAAAAUAGCAGAAAAAAUGUUUAAAAAUAUUGGUGAAGGUUUGAGAAAAAUCCAUCAAAGGAUAAGAAAGUUAUUAUAAUUUAAAUUAUUUGAUUUGUGACGUCAUUUGCGAGCAGCUUUCCUACAUAUUGUAUGGUAAAAAAAAUCAAUAGAAUGUCAUUUUCUCAGAAAAUUUAAAAUGGUUUUAUUGUACCUUCAGUAUAUUAAUAGAAAAGUCAUUUCACACUAACCUCUAAAAGAAAAAGUCAUCAUGAACCACUAAAAAAUGGAAAUUUAUGCAUUUUUUAUUACAUAACAAAUGGGGCAGCUGCUCGCAUAUGACAUCACAAAUCCAAAACUUAUUAUUCUAAUAACUUUCUUAAUCUCUGAUCGAGUUUCCUCAUACCUUCACCAAUAUUUCUUAUUAUAUUUUCUGCUAAUUUUACAACAAACUUCGUCAGGGUGAACUUCCCCUUCAGAGCAAUUGAAAUCAAAUGAUUUGAUUGGCCGACAGUAACUUUUUUAUAGAAAUUAAUUAAAAUCAUGCAUUAUUAUCACAAGCCUUUGUGACCUAUUAUGAGGCUGAAGUUACAGUAGGCCCUCGUGGGUGUGUUGAAAAAUACAAUACUGUAAUAACCUUAAAAUAAUUGAAAUAAAGUAUUUUGGGCAGGAAGGACGUCAUCUAUUCCAGGAAUGCCAACACCGUAACAAAAAAGAAUUGCAGUAUUUUGUUGAGGGAUGCAAGAAAAGGACUUUCGGUGUACAUUGUAAAAAGAUGGUAUUCAACUUUCUCCAUUAGACAAGUGUAUAAUACAAUUUUGGAAAGAAUUUUUUUAUAAAACCUUCAGUAUUUGUAUAAAUAAAGGGGACAAUACUUAAAAAAUGGAACAGUUAGCAUAUCUGCUUUAAUAUAAUCAAUUAUUUUGUAAUUUAAGCUGCUAAAAGACAUGCAUUAAAGAGGAAUAUUAAAUUUUUAAUAAUCACAUGGACUUAACUUUCUCCAAUCAUGUAAGGAUGUGAAUUUUAAUCAAAAUUGCCUUUUUGUGUGAACUUCAUGUGUGUGACAGUAUUUAAAAUGUUGUAUCUCAGGUAGUGUAUUUUACGAGUGUAUAUUUUCUAGUUUGUUUUUUAAUGUGUACACGUAUUAAAGGGAUGAUCCAGGCUGGAGAUAUUUAUAUCUCAGUAAAUAGAGUAAAAUUCACAGAGCAAAAUGCUGAAAAUUUCAUCAAAAUCGGAUGUUAAAUAAUGAAGUUAUUAUUCAUGACGAUGUGCAUAUAACUGUUUUCACAAUAUAUUGAUAACCUUUAAAAUUUAAUUACUUCGUUAUUUGUUAUUCAAUCUUGAUGAAAUUUUCAGCAUUUUGCUUUGUGAAUUUUACUCUAUUUAUGUAGAUAUAAAUAUUAUCAGCCCGUACCAUCCCUUUAACAAAGUGUUGUGCUACAGUAUGUUUUAGUUAGAUAAAUCCAUCACAUGUAUGCAGUAUGCAAAUAUUAAACGAGUGCAUUUUUUUUUACUAUAACAAAACCGAUUGUUGCCAAUUUGAGGAAUGGAAACCAGGGGCCCUUAACACAAAACUAAGCGAUGAUUGUAGAACAUUUUUCUACGAUUGAUUCCAUUGACUACAAUGUACAAUCAUUCGUAAAAAUGAAGCGUUCGAUUAAUCACUAACUUUAUGUUACGGGAUCCAGCUUACUUAAUUGACGGGUCACAUACCGCCUAAAUUUUCAAUCAUCACAUCAAGUAUUAUAUUACAUCGUGAAAAAGUGUGUGGUAUAAAUCUGAAUGAUUUUGUCAUUUGAUAAUUGUGAAUAUGUACAGUGAAUAAAGUGCUAAAACUACCAGCUGA
Messenger RNA from Lytechinus pictus (painted urchin), 4701 nucleotides. RefSeq lists its product as uncharacterized. Bases 394 to 1194 code for a protein of 266 amino acids. Lineage: Eukaryota; Metazoa; Echinodermata; Echinoidea; Temnopleuroida; Toxopneustidae. The record is from RefSeq and is a predicted model, not a curated record. The transcript has 6 exons.